AUGCGCUCAGGAGCUUGUACAUUGCAGCAGACCCUCACAGCAGAGGCUGCUUCAGUUUUGAAGCACUCUCUUGGCUUAGCACGCAGGAGGGGCCAUGCACAGGUCACACCCCUGCAUGUUGCAGCCACUUUGCUGAGUUUAAGAGCUAGUUCCUUAAGAAGGGCUUGUCUCAAAUCUCAGCCACACCAAACUUCACAUCCUCUUCAAUGCAGAGCUCUUGAGCUUUGCUUCAAUGUUGCUCUCAAUAGGCUUCCAACAACACCUGGUCCUUUGCUCCAUACUCAACCUUCUCUUUCUAAUGCUCUCAUUGCUGCACUUAAAAGAGCUCAGGCACACCAGAGAAGGGGUUGCAUAGAGCAACAGCAACAACAGCCACUUCUCACUAUAAAGGUUGAGCUUGAACAGCUUAUCAUAUCUAUUCUUGAUGACCCUAGUGUUAGCAGGGUUAUGAGAGAGGCUGGGUUCUCUAGUACUGCUGUUAAGAACAAUAUAGAGGACUCUUCAGCCCCUUCUGUUUUUCAGUGUUAUAACAGUUCUGGUGGUGUUUUUUCUUCUCCUUGUUCACCUUCUCCUAGCGAGAACCAGAGAGAAACCAUCAUCAACCCUAGUAGCACUUUCAGGCAGAACCAUAAUUUCUUGGCUGCUUAUACUUCUGAGUAUAGCCCAGUUCUCUUUUCUCCACAAAAGAAAGCCCCAGUGUAUCCCAUAACUGAGUCACCCUCUUCCAAGGAUGAUAUCAAGCUGGUUCUUGAUAUCUUCUUGAGGAAGAAGAAAAAGAACACUGUGAUAGUUGGUGACUCAGUGUCAUUAACUGAAGGCCUUCUGGGAGAGCUAAUGGGAAAGUUGGAAAGAGGGGAGGUUCCUGAUGAGUUGAAGUCAACACAUUUCAUCAAGUUUCAGUUUACACCAGUCUCUUUGAGGUUCAUGAAAAGGGAUGAAGUGGAAAUGAACCUCUCAGCACUGAAAAGGAAGGUGGAUUCUAUUGCAUCAGGAAGAGGAGGAGGAGGAGCUAUUUUUUAUGUUGGAGACCUGAAAUGGAUAAUGGAGGCAAGUUUGAGUGAAAAAGAGGGUGGGUUCCAUGAUGGGGAAGUUUCUGGUUAUAACCCAGUUGAUCAUCUAGUUACAGAAAUAGGAAAGUUAUUUUCUGACCAAGGAAACUCAAACACUAAGGUGUGGCUUAUGGCUACAGCAAGUUAUCAAACAUACAUGAGGUGUCAAAUGAGGCAACCCCCUCUUGAGACUCAAUGGGCUCUUCAGGCUGUUCCUGUUCCAUCAGGUGGACUUGGCUUGAGUCUCCAUGCUUCCAGUGUCCAUGAUUCAAAGAUGACCAUCUCCCAGAACCCAACUCAUAUGGUGGAAACAAAACUCUUCGGUAACAAGGAGGAUCAAGAAAAGCUCAAUUGUUGUGAAGAAUGUGCCUCCAAUUAUGAAAAAGAAGCUCAAUUGUUCAAACCAGGACAGAAGAAGCUGUUACCUUCCUGGCUUCAGUCUAAUACCACCGAAGCCCAUCAGAAGGAUGAGUUAACCCAAUUGAAAAUAAAAUGGAAUAGACUAUGCCACUGCCUCCACCAGAGCAAACAGCCUCAGAACCAUUGGAGCAAGGGUUUAUAUGGAAAUCAUAGUUCAAAUGGAAAGAUCUACCCUUAUAAUUCAUCAUACCCCUGGUGGCCAAACCAAGGUAGUGUUUUCCCAGAUUCAAGUUCUAUAUCUUUUGCUGAUUCUGCUGCUUAUAGCUCCAACGUUGUACCUCGAUUCCGGCGUCAACAAUCAUGCACCAUUGAGUUCAAUUUCAGCGAUGUAAUACAGAAAAAGCAAUCAACAGAAACAACCUUGGAUUCUCUUAAGGGCAUGGAAGGUAAAGAAGUAAAGAUUACUCUUGCUCUUGGAAAUUCAACAUUCGGUGGUUCAGGUGAAACGGUGGCAAAUAUAAAUGAUAGAACACUGCGACGAGCUCAUAUUUGUGAACUGUUGCAGGGGAAUGUGCCAUGGCAAUCUGAAACAGUUCCUUCAAUAGCAGAGGCCUUGGUUGAUUCCAAAUCCGCAAAGCAAAGUGCUACUUGGUUGUUUAUGCAGGGCACUGACUCUAUUGGGAAAACAAGGUUGGCACGUGCAAUUGCAGAAUCAGUUUUUGGUUCAGUUGAUUUGUUUCUUCACUUGGACAUGCAGAAAAGGGAGAAUUCAACAACCCCAUUUUCUGAAGUGCUGGUUGAUGCAUUGAAAACCCAUGAACAGCUUGUGAUUUUGAUAGAAAAUGUUGAUUCUGCUGAUGCCCAGUUUAAGAAAUUCCUUGCAGAUGGAUUUGAGACUGCAAAGUUUGGAAAUUUAAGUGCAGAACAAGCUAUAUUCAUAUUGAGUAAUGGUGGCAAUAGAAGCAAUCAAGAGCAGGACAAGGACUCAGUGAUGAGAUUGGUGUUGCAGAUGAGUGAAACCAAGCCUACCUUGGAGUCAUCAUCACCAUAUUUGGGUCACAAGAGAAGGGCUGAACUGGACUUGUUUACCAAGAUCAAGAACCCAAGGAUUGAAGAGAAGGAAGAGGUUGUGCUGGUUUCUGAACAAGGGAAGAAAAAGAAAGAUUUUUCAAGACAGUCAAGCUUUAACAAUCUUGACUUGAACAUGAAAGCUGAUGAAGUGGAAGAUGGGGAAGACAAAACAGUGGAAAGUAGCCCCAUUUCAAGUGAUUUGACUAGAGAAACUAUAGCAGAUCCAAUGAACUCAAAUGGGUUUCUUGACUCAAUUGAGAACCGCUUUGAUUUCAAUCAAAGUCCAGCAAGGGACAGGGAAAUGGCAGAGCUGUUUUUGUCCAAGAUCAAAGAGUCCUUUGAGGAUGUUUGUGGCAAGAAAUAUCUGGUGAACUUUACUGUAGAGGAGAGGGUGAUAGAGGAAAUUCGUGUUGGGUGUGGUUCUUUUACUAACAGCAUGUUUGAGAAAUGGCUGAAAGACAUUUUUCAAAGCAGUUUACAGACAGUUAACUUUGAUGGGAAGGAGGGUAUAGUUUUUACACUUUGUUGGGGUGGUAAAGAAGAUAGAAAAUCGGAUAAUGGGUUCAUGAGUUCGUGUUUGCCCAAGAAAAUCCAAGUUAACUACUUCAUGGAUUGACUUAC
Gastrolobium bilobum is the source of this 3101-nucleotide messenger RNA. RefSeq names its product protein SMAX1-LIKE 4-like. NCBI's taxonomy places the organism in Eukaryota, Viridiplantae, Streptophyta, Magnoliopsida, Fabales, Fabaceae. The record is from RefSeq and is a predicted model, not a curated record. The transcript is spliced from 3 exons. Bases 1 to 3096 code for a protein of 1031 amino acids.